Molecule: messenger RNA, 4232 nt
Organism: Castor canadensis (American beaver)
Lineage: Eukaryota; Metazoa; Chordata; Mammalia; Rodentia; Castoridae
Gene: Atosa
Product: atos homolog A
Source: RefSeq, a predicted model, not a curated record
GAGGCUGCAAGUUUCCUGCGCGCGGGCACCAGGUGGAAGAAUUUCGAUCCCGGCCACCACGGAGGUGCCACUGUCCCCAGAAGCGUUUUCUACUAAGGGCGGAAGCAGAAGCUGUUCAGUCAGCGGUGAGCCUGUUGAACGAACCCAUAUUUGUAUUUCACAGCACUUGGGGUGGAAAUCGGAUGUGAAAAUGAAGCCAGACCGAGAUACCCUAGAUGAGUAUUUUGAAUAUGAUGCGGAGGAGUUCUUGGUCUCUCUGGCCUUGCUAAUAACAGAAGGGCGGACACCUGAAUGCUCUGUGAAAGGUCGAACAGAAAGUUUCCACUGCCCUCCGGCACAGUCCUGUUACCCUGUAACUACCAAACAUGAAUGCAGUGACAAGCUGGCCCAGUGUCGCCAAGCCAAACGAACCAGGUCUGAGGUCACACUGCUAUGGAAGAACAACCUUCCAAUCAUGGUGGAAGUGAUGCUGCUGCCAGACUGCUGCUACAGUGAUGAUGGACUCACCACAGAUGGAGUGGAUCUGAAUGAUCCCGCAAUUAAGCAAGAUGCACUGCUGUUGGAAAGAUGGACCCUAGAGCCAGUGCCUCGACAGAAUGGUGACCGGUUCAUUGAGGAGAAGACGCUCUUGUUGGCCAUCCGCUCAUUUGUGUUUUUCUCUCAGUUAAGUGCUUGGCUGAGUGUUUCUCAUGGUGCUAUUCCACGAAACAUUCUUUACAGAAUCAGUGCUGCUGAUGUGGACCUGCAGUGGAAUUUUUCACAGACUCCUAUCGAACAUGUGUUUCCUGUUCCCAACGUUUCUCACAACGUGGCCUUGAAAGUCAGCGUUCAGUCCUUACCCAGACAAUCGAAUUAUCCAGUUUUGACCUGUAGUAUUCACACAAACAUUGGCCUUUAUGAGAGAAGAAGUCAAGAACGUGAACUUAAAAUGCAUCAGCACCGCGAUUCUAAUGAAGGCGGACAAUGUAGUCCAAACAGUUCUCAGCGUCUGUGUAGCAAACAAACUUGGACGGAAAGUGUGUUACAUGUAAAAAGUGGCCCAACUCCAGAGUAUACUACAGCCAUCAAGAAUGUAAAACUGUGUCCGGGCACUGGCAGCAGGUCUGACUAUGGGACAUCUCAAGCCAAUAUUCUGGGCUACAGUGGCAUAAGCGAUAUAAAGUCACAUGACACAUCAGUGAGAACUUUAAAAUCAUUUUCAGUGAUUGACUCCAGUGUCUGCAGUCGCCAGAAUUCCUGGCCGUCAGUUGGUGAGACUAACCCUUUAAUAGACUCUUUAAUUCAGGAUCGACAAGAAGUUAUUGCAAGAAUUGCUCAGCAUUUGAUCCAUUGUGAUCCAGGCACUUCACAUGUUUCAGGACAUCCAUUCAGUGCUCAAGAGUCUACUUCACUUAAUUCAAAACUUUACCAAAAUGAAAAUAGGAGAAAAUGUAAGGACAUAUUCUCUGUUUCUUUUGGUAGUCCAGAGUUUACUUCCUCAGAAGACAUCAAUGAGGGGAAAAUUAGGGGAAAACCAGAAACUCCUCAGAGUGAAACUUGGAUUUCUAAUGGACUUUAUUCUCGUCAGUCUGCUGGAGAGACUAAUCCUUUGAUAGGCUCGUUGCUCCAGGAGCGGCAAGAUGUCAUUGCAAGAAUCGCUCAGCACUUGGAGCAUAUUGACCCAACAGCAUCGCUUAUCUCCCGGCCAGUAUUCAACGCCCAUGACUCUCCUUCUGCUCCCUCUAAAGUGCUCAGGAGUUCAUAUGUAGAUAAAAAUUUGCUGAAGAAAAAUAAGGAUGAUGUCUCUGCUUCUCAGGGAAGAUUUUCCUUGUUAGGAGACAGCAGUGAUGGGAAAAACUUAAUACCUAGUAAGUCUUUUAGUUCUUCUAAAUGCAUUAGUAAAGAAAAGUCUUUGAAACCUCAAAUAAGAAGUCAGUGUCAGAAUAAUCCUACUGAACUCAUCCAAGGGACACAUGAGGAAACACAGAACAAAGCUACUAGCUUACUAACUUCUUUAAAUAUGCCUCAUUGCAGUGAGGAUGACUUAGACUGGACACGCAGAUUAGAAAAUACACUUUCCAAGUCAAAAUUUAAGGAGCAAGAAAUUAGCAAUGAAACUGAUAAACAGUAUUCAAAUUGCAACAGUAUUGACAAACAGACUUGCACAAAUAAAUACAAGGAAAAAAUAAUAAAAAAUGAGAAUUGUGAUCCAGCAUCUUUUGACAAUCUCCAAUUUGAGAAUUCAAAAAAGUUUGACUCAAAAUCAAAAGUUACUAUGUUAGAAAUGUCUGGCUAUUUGAACAAGUAUGAAAAUAACUGCUCAAAUAAAGACUCAAAAAGACUGAAGACUUGUGAGCAAAAUACUAAACUUAAUAGCAUAGAAAAUUAUCUCAAUAAAGAUAGUGAAGGUUUCAAAUGCAAAAAGUCAGACCAAUUAAAAAAUGAGCAGGAUAAGAAAGAAGAUUCAACUGAUGAAAAAUCUCAAAACUGUUCUCAAAGGAAAAAUAUAAAAGACUGUUUGUCUACAUGUGAACGACUGAAAAAUACAGAAGUGUUGCAGGCUACACUGAAGCACUCAGGCGCCUGGCAAAAGCAUACUUUUCAUUCCUUGGAUGGAACCUCAACCAGAGCCUUUCAUCCUCAGACUGGGCUGCCUCUUCUUUCAAGUCCUGUUCCUCAAAGGAAAACACAAUCAGGUUGCUUUGAUCUGGAUUCUUCAUUGCUGCAUCUGAAAAGCUUAUCAUCUAGAAGUCCUCGACCAUGUUUAAACACUGAGGAUGAUUCAGAUAUUCAUGGAAAACCAUUCUUGAGUUGUAGUGCUCCGCCUAUAACAAGUCUUAGUCUCCUAGGAAAUUUUGAGGAAUCUGUUUUGAAUUAUCGUUUAGAUCCUCUCGGCAUAGUUGAUGGUUUCACGGCCGAGGUAGGAGCAAGUGGCAUUUUCUGCCCCACACAUUUGACUCUUCCAGUUGAAGUGUCAUUCUAUAGUGUUUCAGAUGACAACGCUCCCUCUCCUUAUAUGGGUGUGAUUACUUUAGAGUCCCUUGGUAAAAGGGGUUAUCGAGUACCUCCUUCAGGAACAAUACAAGUGACCUUAUUUAAUCCUAAUAAGACUGUGGUGAAGAUGUUUGUUGUGAUAUAUGACUUACGAGAUAUGCCAGCCAAUCAUCAGACAUUCCUACGACAAAGAACUUUUUCUGUACCUGUUAAACAAGAAAUGAAGAGAAGUGUUAAUAAAGAAAACAUCCGACACACAGAAGAACGGUUAUUACGCUACCUCAUACAUCUGAGGUUCCAGAGUUCUAAGUCUGGAAAGAUGUACCUCCAUAGAGACGUCCGGCUCCUGUUCUCCAGAAAGUCAAUGGAGGUUGAUAGUGGUGCUGCAUAUGAACUCAAAUCUUACACUGAAUCGCCAACAAACCCUCAGUUUUCACCAAGAUGUUGAUAAGGAGUGACAGUUUAAAGUAUUCACUCGCUACCCAAGUUUGAAAGUAAAAAUUAGCAUAGAAUGGAGUGCACCAAAUUAACAAUCAGGAGAGUAGAUCCUCUCCUGCUGUCCUGGACCAGUUUUUAUUAAAGGAUUCCUAAAAUGAGAUCCACAUAUUCCAAGUAGACUGGAAACAUUCAUGUCCUAAUCUUCUUGUACUGUUGAAACCACUUCAUUGGACACGUUGCAAUAGCAAAAUCCCCAGUUAGAUUAGUGUUUACACAUUUUAUUUGUUAUUUAAUAUUUAAUGUUUUCCUUAAUACUCAAGUGAUGUUUGUCUGUACUGUUCUAAUGUAGCACAGAUCCUGUGUAAACUCAUGCUGUGUAUUUUUGACAUUACUGUUGAAAUCUGAAAUGUAUGCUCAAGUCUUUAAUUUUGUGUGGUGUUGUAAGUGCUGUUCAUUUAAGCUGUUGAAACAAGAAUGAAAUGUCGAGCUCCUUCACAAUUAACGCACUAUGCAAGCAUGUGUACUUUUUAUCUCUCUCAAAUUUAGUCUUCAGCUCCCCAUCCAGGCCACUGCCUCACAUGGCAGCCCUUUCACGUGCCAUAUCAGCAGUGCAGGGCACAUUGAGCUGCCUCGCACUCCCGGCAAGCUCACAUCCUCAUGCCCAUCAUCCCACACAGCUCUAUUUUUCCUUAAUCACCACCGUAGAGGCUUUACACUAAAUUGCUGUCCCAUGCUAGAUAAUUUUCUCAAAUUGUUAAAAGAAUAUGUACUUUGAAAGCAAAUUAGUAUUUAUAUUGUAAAUAUAUGCAAAAAAACUAAAA